GGGGAGGGAGGGGGCGAUGGCUCGGCCUGACCGGUCCGCGUCGCCCUCGCUCCUGCUGCUGCUCGUGGCGCAGCUGGUCGGCCGGGCGGCGGCCGCCUCCAAGACCCCCGUGUGCCAGGAAAUCACGGUGCCCAUGUGCCGGGGCAUCGGCUACAACCUGACGCACAUGCCCAACCAGUUCAACCACGACACCCAGGACGAGGCGGGCCUGGAGGUGCACCAGUUCUGGCCGCUGGUGGAGAUCCACUGCUCGCCGGACCUGCGCUUCUUCCUGUGCUCCAUGUACACGCCCAUCUGCCUGCCCGACUAUCACAAGCCGCUGCCGCCGUGCCGCUCCGUAUGCGAGCGCGCCAAGGCCGGCUGCUCGCCGCUCAUGCGCCAGUACGGCUUCGCCUGGCCCGAGCGCAUGAGCUGCGACCGCCUCCCUGUGCUGGGCCGCGACUCCGAAGUCCUGUGCAUGGAUUACAACCACAGCGAGGCCACCACGGCGCCGCCCCGGGCCUUCCCGGCCAAGCCCACCCUCCCCAGUCUGCCGCGGGGGCCGGCCUCGGGGAGCCAGUGCGCCUCCGGGGGGCCGUCCGUGUGCGAGUGCCGCGAGCCCUUCGUGCCCAUCCUCAAGGAGUCGCACCCACUCUACAACAAGGUGCGCACCGGCCAGGUGCCCAACUGCGCCGUGCCCUGCUACCAGCCGUCCUUCAGCCUCACCGAGCGCACGUUCGCCACCGUCUGGAUUGGCGUGUGGUCAGUGCUGUGUUUCAUCUCCACCUCCACCACCGUGGCCACCUUCCUGAUAGACAUGGAGCGCUUCCGCUACCCCGAGCGCCCCAUCAUUUUCCUGUCGGCCUGCUACUUGUGCGUGUCCCUGGGCUUCCUGGUGCGCCUGGUCGUGGGCCAUGCCAGCGUGGCCUGCAGUCGCGAGCACAGCCACAUUCACUACGAGACGACAGGCCCCGCGCUGUGCACCGUGGUCUUCUUGCUGGUCUACUUCUUCGGCAUGGCCAGCUCCAUCUGGUGGGUCAUCCUGUCGCUCACCUGGUUCUUGGCAGCUGGCAUGAAGUGGGGCAAUGAGGCCAUCGCGGGCUACGCGCAGUACUUCCACCUGGCCGCGUGGCUCAUCCCCAGCGUCAAGUCCAUCACGGCGCUGGCCCUGAGCUCCGUGGACGGGGACCCCGUGGCGGGCAUCUGCUAUGUGGGCAACCAGAACCUGAACUCGCUGCGGGGCUUCGUCCUGGGCCCCCUGGUGCUCUACCUCCUGGUGGGCACGCUCUUCCUCCUUGCCGGCUUCGUGUCGCUGUUCCGCAUCCGGAGCGUCAUCAAGCAGGGCGGCACCAAGACGGACAAGCUGGAGAAGCUGAUGAUCCGCAUCGGCAUCUUCACGCUGCUCUACACGGUGCCCGCCAGCAUCGUGGUGGCCUGCUACCUGUAUGAGCAGCACUACCGCGAGAGCUGGGAGGCGGCGCUCACCUGCGCCUGCCCGGGCCCCGACGCGGGCCAGCCGCGCGCCAAGCCCGAGUACUGGGUGCUCAUGCUCAAGUACUUCAUGUGCCUCGUGGUGGGCAUCACGUCGGGCGUGUGGAUUUGGUCGGGCAAGACGGUGGAGUCGUGGCGGCGCUUCACCAGCCGCUGCUGCUUCCGCCGCCCGCGCCGCGGUCACAAGAGCGGCGGCGCCACGGCCGCGGGGGACUACGCCGAGGUGAGCGCAGCGCUCACGGGCAGGACCGGGCCCCCGGGCCCCGCCGCCGCAGCCGCCGCUGCAGCCGCCGCCGCCGCCUACCACAAGCAGGUGUCCCUGUCGCACGUGUAGCAGCGGGGAGCCCGGCGGGAGCGCGGGAGGGGGCGGCCGUGCGCCCGGCCUCGCCAAGGUCACUUCCGUUUACAGCUUC
Messenger RNA from Sorex araneus (European shrew), 1883 nucleotides. It is a transcript of the gene FZD5, whose product is annotated as frizzled class receptor 5. The transcript has a single exon. Gene Ontology annotation, molecular function: Wnt-protein binding; Wnt receptor activity. Lineage: Eukaryota; Metazoa; Chordata; Mammalia; Eulipotyphla; Soricidae. Gene Ontology annotation, biological process: canonical Wnt signaling pathway; non-canonical Wnt signaling pathway. The record is from RefSeq and is a predicted model, not a curated record. The coding region runs from base 17 to 1804 and encodes 595 amino acids. Gene Ontology annotation, cellular component: plasma membrane.